UGAAACACCCUCAACCUAUUCUCAAACUUUAAAUAGGUAAGAUUUCGGGGUUGCUUAAGCGAACCCCGAGGAUCAAUGAAAGCUCCAAGUGGGCCAUUUUUGGUAAGCAGAACUGGCGAUGCGGGAUGAACCGAAAGUCGAGCUACGGUGCCAAACUGCGCGCUAACCCAGACACCACAAAGGGUGUUGAUUGAUACAGACAGCAGGACGGUGGUGCUAGUCGGGUAAUAUGGCACCGUUGCUGCGAGUCGCAACGUUAAAUGUGAGAGGGUUGGGCGCAGCCUCGUUUAGAAAGAAGUGGAGAGAAAUUAAGGGACUCGUAGUUCGAGAUCGCAUCCACCUCCUUUGUCUGCAAGAAACCAAACUAUCUGAAAACAGACUAACCGACGGAGAACUGCCACCAGUCACGGCAAGCCUCCAUGCUGGCUUCCAGCUUUGGGCACCUGCAAUCGUCACGGCGGGGGGAAUGGCCAUUCUUUACACCAAGGACUUCAAGGGGGAGAUUCUAGACUUCUUUGCGGACACAAAGGGCUGCUGGGCCUGGGUGUACAUAGAUCUGGCUGGGGAAAGCGUCCUCAUUGCGACGGUGUAUGCCCCGUCGCAGCUUAGGGACAAAUGCCAGUUUUGGCACGCUUUCUCCGCUCACAUCCCCGAGGCAAACAGACUAAUUUUGAUUGGUGACUUCAACACGGUGGCCGAUUCACCUCCGCGCUCUGACUCCCGUGCCCCCUACUUGCCUGAUGCGCAUGCUAUGAUAGAUGCCUUGACAGACAUGGGCCUGCAGGACGCUUUUAGAACGUUCUGUCCCCACGAGAAAGGCGUUACAUGGGUCGGAUCGGCCCUUAGAAAACGCAGCAGAAUUGACAUGGCCUGGCUGUCCCAGGCCGCCAUGAAGUGUCUGCUUGACUUCAACAUUGUCCCGGUGGUUCGCUCGGACCACAAGAUGAUCGCCCUUGUCUUGGCGAUCCCUACACAACUGCAUACCAGACCCCCCCCCUCUACCGUCCCGGGGUGGAUCUUCUCCGAGGAGCGGUACCGCAACAUGGCAAAUCAACACUUGCUCUACUGGACACAGCUCCGACACUCGGACCAAUCCGCCCUCCAAUGGCUAACAGACGGAACGGCGGCCCUGGCUAGACUGCUUAACCAGGCCGUGCUCACCUCCAAGCGAGCACGGCGGCUGACGGAGGAAGCCUUUAUCAGAAGGGCGAUGGAAUUGGGUGAUGGUCCAUUGACAGAAGAAGGGGAGGAGGAAUGGUGGAUGCGAUGGGAGGCGCUGCAGGUGGAAUGGGAGGAAUGGCAGAUUAAGGAUGCGGAAUCUUGGGGACUGCGUAACAAAGCUCAGGUUGCGGGGCGUAUGACAAAGACGUUCUUCCGACGUCUUCAUUCUAAACGGUCAGCCUCUGCCAUGGUGACACUACAGGCCCCGUUCCAACAGGAUGGUCCAUUGGCCGAUAACACUCAAGACAUCCUGCGGUUCGCUCAUGAGUAGUACUCCUACCUCUUAACAGAAGAACAGCCCUGGUCGCCGGAGGAAAUGACAACAGCCCCAGCCACAACAAUUUGGCAGAAGACAGCUACAACACUGACAGACUUGGACCGAAGAGCUCUCGAGGAGCUAAUCAACGAGUAGGAGAUCU
This is a messenger RNA of Chara braunii, 1640 nucleotides long. Lineage: Eukaryota; Viridiplantae; Streptophyta; Charophyceae; Charales; Characeae. The record is from the annotation of a GenBank genome assembly.